GGGGGAGUUGUGUAGAUGUCCUCGGAGGGGUGAGUUACCGGGGAGCUGGUGAGAGCGGAUCCCGCGGGGGCUGCUCGGCAGAACCGAGGCUAUGCGCCGCUUGGACGCGUUCUCAGCAGGCAGCUGCAGAGUAUGUACCUCAUCAAUACCUUGCGUAGGCAAUGGAGGCAAUGAUGCAAACUCUGUUGUAGUUAAAACAUCAGAAAAAAUUUCUUAGCUGAACUGUACUCUUUCAGUGUCAUUCAAUGCCUAACAUUUCAGAAGAUGAAAAAGAGAAUGGUUCUGGAAAUAAUGGAAACACUGAAAACAAACCUGGGAAAGAAUCCUCAGAUACUUCUUUUCAUGAUCCCGUGAAGCCAUACUGCGUGUCAGAUGCCUCCUCUGCAUCUUUGGUAUCUAGGGGUGAUGGACAUUAUCCAUGGGGUUGUCCUGUGACUCAUACACGAGAGAAAUUUUAUACCAUCUGCUCAGAUUAUGCUUUUUUAAACAGAGUAACAUCUAUUUGUAAAAGCCCAAGUGCUUCAGUUAGUGCCUGUCUGUCAGGCAGUGCUGCCUUAAACAUUGGAAAUAACACAUCUAGCUUACUUGGCAUUCAAACUGGUGCUUCAGAGAUCAUCUACAGUGAAGAUGCUAACUUGGAAAGCUUGCCUAAUGAUCUUGGAAAGCUUCCACUAGCAUGGGAAAUCGACAAAUCAGAGUUCAAUGCGGUGACCACAAGUUUGAAGAACAAAUCAGGCAAUAUGAAGAAACAAGUGAUGAAGAAAAAAUCUGUAGACAAAAAAGGCAAGCAAUACAGAGAGUGUCCUCAGCUUUCUGCUCUUGAAGAUGUGAAGGAGAGAAAAGUGUUGGACCUCCGGAGAUGGUAUUGUGUUAGCCGACCUCAAUACAAAACUUCCUGUGGAAUUUCAUCCUUAGUGUCUUGUUGGAAUUUCUUAUAUAGUACAUUAGGAGCAGGAAGUUUACCACCUAUUACUCAAGAAGAAGCUUUGCAUAUACUGGGCUUUCAACCCCCAUUUGAGGAGAUUAGGUUUGGUCCUUUCACUGGAAAUACAACUUUAAUGAGAUGGUUUAGGCAAAUAAACGAUCACUUCCAUAUCAAGGGAUGCUCCUAUGUUUUGUAUAAACCUCAUGGGAAGAACAAGACAGCUGGAGAAACUGCUGCAGGGGCCCUUGCAAAGCUGACCCGUGGACUGAAAGAUGAAUCAAUGGCCUACAUCUACCAUUGCCAAAACCAUUAUUUUUGCCCAAUUGGGUUUGAAGCAACCCCAGUAAAAGCUACUAAAGCCUACAGGUUGCUGGAUUUGGACUCGGGAGACCUGGGUUCAGUUCCCAGUUCAACCACAGACUUCCAGUGUGAUUUUAGAGGUCGUGUCUUGCAGCAAGAAGUAGAAUAUUGGAUCUUAAUUGGAGAGCCAAGUAGAAAACAUCCAACAAUACACUGUAAAAGGUGGGCAGAUAUUGUCACUGACCUAAACACCCAAAAUCCAGAAUAUCUAGAUAUUCGCCACCUAGAGAGAGGACUGCAGCAUCGAAAAACAAAAAAGGUUGGAGGAAAUCUACAUUGCAUCAUUGCCUUUCAAAGACUUAACUGGCAAAGAUUUGGUCCUUGGAAUUUUCCAUUUGGAACUGUUAGACGAGAUAAACAAUCCCAAGGACAUGGAAUUUCCAAAUCUGAGAGUGAAGACAAUAUCUCUAAGAAACAGCAUGGACGACUGGGUCGGUCUUUCAGUGCUGGCUUUCAUCAAGAGUCUACAUGGAAGAAAUCCAAUCUUCGUGAGAGGAGGAAUAGUGGGUAUCAGAGUUAUAAUGAUUAUGAUGGAAAUGAUUAAAAUUAACUUUAGAUGGUAGAGUUGAUAUACUAAAGUUAGUUUUAAUCAAGACCUUAGGGAUCUACUAGUCCUAGAAUCCAUAUGAAUAGAAAUUAUGGUAUAAGAUACAGCUUAAUAAUUAUUAAAUAAAUCUGAUUAUAUGGUUGCAGUGGAUGAGAUCUGAUGUAUAAACUGACAGAUAAGCACAGAUUAUUGUACUUUUGCAAUCAAAAGUAAAUAUAACUGUAAAAUCAAUCAGUUUUGAAAUAGUUGUACUAUGCCCUGAUCUGGAAAACAAAAAAAAAAAAGGAAGAUUAAUUGAAUUAGUCAAUGUAAUAAACAGACUUCACUGAAAACACUUAAUAUUCAAGAGCAUGAAAAAUUAUGAUAGGACUUUAUAGAAAGGGUUAUUCUGAGAACAUGUUAAGGAUAAAAGUAAACAUUGCCUUCCUUUUAAACACUCCAUAUUAUUAAGGCUGCCCAUAUCCAGCACAAAGGAAAAAAGAAUCACAUAUGCUAGAAAACCUUGUCAGAUUUGCAAGUGAAUGUACGUUCUCUAUUUAAUUCCCAGUAGUCAGUCAGAUAAUCGUAUUUUUGUGGGGCACGUGUCAGUUUCUUUUCCCUGGAUACUGGUUUUAGACUGAGAAGGAAUUAUCUCUGGCAGGGUAAGUUCAAGGACAGACUUUCUUUGCUGCUUUUGCUUUGUGGGUACAGCAGCUGAAUUCUUAUCCUGGAGCCUCUUGAGAGCACCGACUCAUUUAACACAAGCCUCUGAAAUUACAUAUCAAAAAGCUGCAGUUACCAUUAGCCAAAUAAUCUAGUUAAACACCACAUUCUGUUGGCAGUUCUUUUCCUUGUUCAGUCUUAAAACCUCUGUUAUUUUUCUGCUGUUUCCAUUUUGUAUGGAAGGCAUGCAAGUGCCGAAAACUGCUGGAAGCCCUGACGAUACUAUAUACCUCUCAGCCAGCAAUUCACGCUUUUUCAGGUGUCCAUGUACAGUCUUCUUUUUUUUUUUCCUCUGUAAUUUGAAAUUUAUCCCGUUGUUUGCCCAAACACAUCUCAACAGUUGUGACUUACUGCAUUCAGAUGUUGUUACCUGCUCAAGGAUUCAUUUUGUGACAUAAAAAGAUUUGUCAUGGAAUGCAGGGGUUUUGUAGGUUGCUGCUUUUGUUAACCAAAAAUGGGAGACUUUUAGACUUUUGUUCAUUCAAUAAAAAAUGUUUUCUA
Molecule: messenger RNA, 3035 nt
Organism: Pogoniulus pusillus (Red-fronted tinkerbird)
Lineage: Eukaryota; Metazoa; Chordata; Aves; Piciformes; Lybiidae
Gene: BIVM
Product: basic, immunoglobulin-like variable motif containing
Exons: 11
Coding region: 246-1829 (527 amino acids)
Source: RefSeq, a predicted model, not a curated record